GGGGCGGGGAGGCGGUUCCACUCCGGCGAGGUAAUCAGCUGGAGGAGAGCUCCUUGCUCUCAGACAUUCCCCUCCUCCCUCUAGCAUCCUUCCCCCAACCCCGUGUUCCUGGGGCUGUCCGGAGCCUCCUCCGCCCCUCCCCAAUAGCCCGUUCCCCAGCUGGGGUCGGACAGCCCUUCCCCCAGCCCUCGGGUCUGCUGCCGUGCCAUUCUGUCAUCGCCCCUUGCACUGCCCAGCCCAGCUCCCUGGAAGGGGAGGGACGCACAGGCAAACAGACAGACAGACCCUCCCCACCCCACCCCCAAGUCUUGGGGGAAACAAAGGCCUAGUGGCUGGGGUUGGGGGAUUCCUGGCCUCGGCCUCCGAGGGCAAGUCAGUGGGGAGGCUGCCUCUGGCGGUGAUGGCUCUCCAGGUGCCUGUGACCUUUGAAGAUCUGGCUGUCAAGUUCUCUGCUGAUGAAUGGCAUCUCCUAGAGGAAUGGCAGAGAGAAUUUCACCGGGAUGUGAUGAGGGAGAACUAUGAGACUCUGGUCUCCCUGGGGACAGCUCAGUUGCUUCCACUCUCUGCAUUCCUCUCCCUGACAGAACCCCACGAGGACAUGGGGGACAGUAGCUGUUCUGAUGGAGAAUGGGAGAGGCCUGGUGGAGCACUCCAGGUGGGUCAGCAGCAGGGCAGCCUUCACCUCAAUGCCCUCGUCCGUCUGGUGAAGGAGAUUCCAGAGUUCCUGUUUGGUGAGACCAAGGCCAUGGAAACCCUAGAAAGCCUUGAGAGCAAGGAAAGUGGUUCAGAGGGGGAGAAACUGAGCCUGGAUGCCAUGAUUGUGGAUUCCAGCCCCCUCCAGGGCUUGUUGAACUGCCUCCCGGAGAUUCCUAUCAGCAGGCCUACCCUGGCUGUCACACCUGCCAGCAGCUCAUCUAGCAGUAGUCUCCAAGGAGAUGGGGACCAGGAGCUGAGGACCCCAGAGCUCGGAGGCCAGACCCUAUAUCCCUAUGAACCGGCUGCCAAAACUAGUCCCUUGGACAUCAGCAGGAAUGCUAGUGGUAAAGAAAAUCCAGAAAUGUCAGCUAACCAACUCAAUAUUUCUGGUUUCACUGGCACUCAGGAACAGAAGCAAUUGAGGACCAUGGAGCGAGGAAGUCCUUCUGAAAGCAGCCCUCUCCAAGGCCUCAUCAACUGCCUGAAGGAAAUUCUUGUCCAGGGACCCCAGCACCCACAGCCUCUUGCUACUGGAUCCUUUCCUCAAAGCAGCCCAAGGGAAAUGAGACUAGUAACCUCGGACCGAAGACCCAGAGGCCCCCCGUGGGCUGUGAAAGCAGAAGCCAUUUCAGAGAAUUCUCCACUCCAGGGCCUGCUGAACUGUCUUAAAGAAAUCCCAGAAGCCCAGACCAGAUGUGCUGGCCUCCCAGGUGGAGGGGUGCAGCAGCAGACAGAUGGUUCAGGGACUUGGCAAAAGAAAUCUGGAGUGAAGAUGGAAGGAACCCCCGAGGAUGUUUGGACCCAGAACCCUCCAAACUACAUCCAUGACCCUCCUGUGUCCUGCGAGCUCACUGCACUUAACCACAGCUCUUCCACCAGUAGCAGUAUAGAGGGCGAUGGCAACCCCAGGGGGCCAGAGCUGCCAGGUUGGACUCCAAUGAACCAAGCUGGCAGUGCCCAGAGCUCGCCUUUGGAGGCCCUGGAGACCUAUCUGAAGGACAUCCCCCUGAACAGAUCAAUACGUCCUCAGCCCCUGAGCAACCCCUGGUGCCUAAGCCCUGGGCAGAUGGAGAAGGUUCAGCGGAGGUCCGACCCCCUGGCCCGCAGAUGGCACAUGGAAGCGGGGACCACAGGUUCUCUACCUUCUCUGGGGCCUCAUGGUUGUGUGAAAGAUCUCUCCGCUCGCCACCCAGGCCACCUCAACACCCCCAAUAGCUUCUCCUCAGCUAGCAGCACAGAUGGGGACCUGGAUCUCAGGAGCCCGGAAGGGAGCCGGGGACGAUGGGGCAGAGAAGCAAGUCCAAUUGGGAGCUCUCCCCUCCAGGGCCUGGAGAACUGUCUCAAAGAGAUCUCCACAAACAGGCCCCAUCUCAGCCAGCCUGCCCCAUUGUUGGUCCCAGCAGGAUAUGGUAUAUCAGCUAGAAUGGAACCCAGGAGCUGGACUACACCCAAAGAAGGACUGGGGAGUGAGUCGCAUGACUCUCUCUGCCUGAGGCAAGGUGAAAAGGAGGCUUCCUCUGAGAGUCUGAACUUAGGCAGCCCACAGACCAGAGUCUGCAACUCCUUUGCUCACCACCAGAUUGGGGACAAAGACAGGACAACUGAAGCAGGGCCUUGGAAGUGCCUUGGAAAAGGGGCUGCUCCCAAGCCUUCUCCACUUCGCUGUCUGGAAAACUCCUUGAGGGGGAUCUCGGCCAUGAGGCCCCUGCGCUUCUCCUGUUUGGCCAGCCCCAGCCUUAGCUCCAGCUCCAGGCCGAGCUCCAGCCAGCAGCAGCAGCAGCAGCAGCAGCAGCAGCAGCAGCAGCAGCGGUGGCUCAGAGGGAGAAGAUCAGAGGUUGGAGCCCGAGCUGUGGAGAGCUCAUCUCAAGGAGUGUUCCCCCUUCCCCAUCCCUCGGGGCCCCGUCGCCAGCAGUACCAGUAGCCCCACGACAAACAGAGACUGUGGGAGGAGGACGGAGCCGGGGGAUUGGGGAAUUCUCAAUGCAGCUCUGAAAGCAGAGGAGACUUCACACUGUAGCCCCAGGAUCCAUGGGAAGGACGCCCCUUCAGAGGCCUCUAGUGGGUUUCAUAGCCCUAGCAGCACUGAAACAGAGUGCAGAGACUUGGACGUGGAGUCAGAAGACAGGCCUAGCUUUGAUUCCAGCUCUGCCAUUUUCCAGCCUUGUGAUCCUGGAUAUUUCAUCUCUUUCAACCUCACCUAUAAAAUAGGGAUAAUACUGUUUAUAGUAUCUACUUCACAGGACUAUUCUGAGGAUGAGAAUGAAUUGAAAAUACUCAUCUAGAGAGGAAGAUGAGUUUCCCCAAACUCUGUGUGAUCUCUGGGGCUCUCCAGCACUGCUUAUAGGCUGUCUCCCAUAACAUAGCCUAGGAAGGGCCCGUUUCCCUGGCAGAAGAACCUGUAAAUAAGAGGUGUCUGGUUAGUCUAGUUGAGAAGGCAGUGGAUGGUAUAGCAAAUAGAGGCCUGUACUUAGAAUCAGGAGUAACCUAGGAUCAAAGCCCAUUUCAGAUUUAUCUGGGCAAGUCACUUAUUCUCUCAGCCUCAGUUUCCACAUCUGUAAAAUGAGGCUAAUAAUAAGUACCUUCAAAUGAAACAACACAUGUAAAGUACUUUGCAAUCCUUAAAGCACUAUAAAUGACAUUAUGUAGUU
Molecule: messenger RNA, 3344 nt
Organism: Antechinus flavipes (yellow-footed antechinus)
Lineage: Eukaryota; Metazoa; Chordata; Mammalia; Dasyuromorphia; Dasyuridae
Gene: KRABD3
Product: KRAB-A domain containing 1
Exons: 17
Coding region: 401-2617 (738 amino acids)
Biological process (GO): regulation of DNA-templated transcription
Source: RefSeq, a predicted model, not a curated record